AAUAUAUUCUCUAAAGUGAGUCUGUUAAUAAGAAAUUAACACAUAGAUUCUCUCAAGCGACGAAUUCCUUCCUCUGUGAUUGUUGAUUCACGCGAUUCCCCGUGUCGGAUCCACGAACGGCUGUUCUAUUGCUACGGUCCUGCGAAAGUACCGUUACGCGUAUCUGACAGAGCGUUGAACCACAAUGGUAAAGCCACCUGCGGUACUUUUCGAAACGACACCGACGACUACGCUCCGGCCAAUUGUGUUUACACAAAGGAAACGAUCAUCGACGUAAAAACGUACAUAAGAAAGAAAGAAAAAAAAAGAAGAAGAAGAAAAGGAUCGCUGUUGUUUCGACUGUCUCUGUGUUCUUGUCGAAAGAAUAAUGAGGAGCCGCGCGAUAAUUAACGAUGACUCCUGGCAAGUAGCACAUGCAAAGUUGUUGGUGGAAUCGCAAAACUAAAAGCCGGUAGUGCUGGCCUGCUCGUCAACUGUCUCACUUGACGCGUAUACGCCGCGUAUCAAUCGUGUUAAAACGUGCAGCCAGAAGAAGAAAUGUGUCAUCCGAUACGUACGUAGUGUCACGUGCUAACAAAGAAAAACAUGAAAAUGGAGUUGCGAAACGGUGGUGGACAUUCCGAGAAGAGGAACAAUUCGGGAUCGACGAGAAAGGAGAAAUCGAUAUUUUGGACAUACGUGCUGUGGAUGAUCGGUGGUUUCGUCGGAGCGCAUCACGUAUACCUGGAACGGGACGCGCAGGCUUUUAUAUAUUUCAGUACUCUCGGUGGAUAUCUCGGUCUCGGAUGGCUUCGCGACAUCUACAGGAUACCUUCGUACGUUCGCGAUGCCAACGAACACCCAAACUUUGUGAAUGACUUUAAGGGAAAGGUUCGGGCCAAUCGUAAGCCACCGUUCUCGUCGGUGCGGUUCGCCACGGCAAAUGCGGUUGCGUACUUUUGGGCCGAGAUAUUUCGCAACGCGAUUCCAGAGGACGAAGUAUUUGGAAUUAAUUUCAGACACUUGCUAAUCCUGACACCUUUGGUCAUUGCUUUAGGUGUCUGGACGGUUGGAAAUAUUGGCAGAGAACAAGGUUCCAUAUGGAUUGCACUUUGCUCGGCGUAUUUGCUCUAUCCAACGCUGUUCUACAUCGGGGACGACAGCACGUGGAUAUUUUUGAUGGUGGUCGCUGCUAGUUUAAGUUUCGAUACGUUCAGCAAACAGUGGAGACUGAAGCCGAGGAAGAAACGAAGCUUCGUGCGAAGGAUCUUCUGUCUCGGCUUAGCUGCCGCGAUCUACCUGUCCUUGAUAGGAUUGUACUUGUACUUUAACGCUGUUAUUACCGACAGCGAGGGCGAGGAGAUCAAAUUAUCCGAGGCUGUUCAACACUUCUUAACGUCUCCCAUAUGGUUGGAUCUCAAGGCAAGUCUCAUAGCAACCUGGAAUCAAGCGAUUCAUCAAGGUUUUUGGGCAACGUGGGCGCAAUUGAUAGAUCUGACAGAUCCUCGGGGAGAAAUAAACGCUUACAAGGUUUUAGGACUUUCUCAAACGGCCACACAAACCGAGGUAACGUCCCGUUGGAGAGCUCUUUCGAGGGACAAUCAUCCCGACAAGAUAAAAGGCACCGAGGAAGAAAGGAGACAGGCUCAGGAGAAGUUUAUGGAAAUACAGCAAGCGUACGAAAUUCUUUCCAAGGCGAAAAACCGCAGGCAACGUCGAAAUAGAAAAUUUGAAACCUGACCUGUAUAACUGUAUGCAUUAACUUUUCAAGUUGAAUCGGAUAAGUCGACAAUUUUAUAUCAACUGAAAUUAUCACGACAGUCUGAUGUUUUGAUAUUUCGAAAACUAGCGAUUAAACUGGUUGUAUCUGUAUUGAGACAAAGUUUCCGCCGCCUCGUUAAUGUUUAUUCUAAAAAAUAUAUUUCUUACAGUUCUUCAACAGCAAA
This is a messenger RNA of Frieseomelitta varia, 1925 nucleotides long. RefSeq names its product dnaJ homolog subfamily C member 22 (gene wus). Gene Ontology annotation, biological process: endocytosis. The record is from RefSeq and is a predicted model, not a curated record. Gene Ontology annotation, cellular component: early endosome; plasma membrane. Bases 586 to 1719 code for a protein of 377 amino acids. The transcript is spliced from 5 exons. NCBI's taxonomy places the organism in Eukaryota, Metazoa, Arthropoda, Insecta, Hymenoptera, Apidae.